Molecule: messenger RNA, 1065 nt
Organism: Rotaria sp. Silwood1
Lineage: Eukaryota; Metazoa; Rotifera; Eurotatoria; Philodinida; Philodinidae
Source: the annotation of a GenBank genome assembly
AUGACUGAAGCUCAAACAUCGUUGCCUAUUAUUGAUAUAGGCCCAUUGCUCCUUAAUGAUUCAAAUGAUAUUCAUCAACAAGAAACUGCUGCACAACUUCAUCAGGCAUGUCGUACCUGGGGUUUUUUCUAUGUUAAAAAUCAUGGUAUCCCCAUGAAAUUACAGGAAGAAUUAAUUGAAUUUAGUCGAAAAUUUUUUUCAUUACCAUUAGAAAAUAAAAUGCAAAUAGCAAUGAGUAAAGGUGGUCGAGCUUGGCGUGGUUAUUUUCCCGUUGGUAAUGAAUUAACAAGUGGAAAACCAGAUGGUAAAGAAGGUCUUUAUUUUGGUACAGAAAUUGAUGAUGAUAAUCAUCCAAAAGUUCAUAAUAAAGUACCAUUACAUGGACGAAAUCAAUUUCCUCCUAUUGGAGAUGAUGAAAAUGAAUUUCGUCAUGUUAUAUUAACUUAUAUGACAACUAUGGAAAAUCUUGGCCGAAUAAUUAUGUCUGGUCUUGCACGUUCACUUAAAUUAGAUGCAAAUUUUUUUGAUAAAAAUUAUUUUCUUAAUGAACCCACUUGUCUAUUUCGUAUAUUUAAUUAUCCAGCUUCAUUUUGUCAACAGAAAGGAAAUGAAAAUUUAUGGGGUGUUGGUGAACAUACUGAUUAUGGUAUGUUAACAAUUUUAUUACAAGAUGAUAUUGGAGGUUUACAAGUGAAAAUUAAUCAUGAUAAAUGGAUAGACGCACCACCAAUACCUAAUACAUUUAUAUGUAAUAUUGGCGAUAUGCUUGAUAGAAUGACAGGUGGAUAUUAUAGAUCAACACCACAUCGUGUACGUAAUUUAUCACCAUCGCAUGAUCGAUUAUCAUUUCCAUUUUUUCUUGAUCCUAAUUGGGAUACUCAAGUAUUACCUAUACCUAUGGAAGGAAUAACAACAGUAGAUGAUGAUGAUGCUGAACAUCGAUGGGAUAAAGCAAGUGUGCAUACAUUUUCUGGAACAUAUGGAGACUAUUUAUUGAAAAAAGUUAGCCGAGUAUUUCCAAAUCUUGCUGAAGAACAAACUAUUAUUGGAACGAAUUCAUAUUAA